AUGGCGCUGCUACUGUAUCUGUUGGAGUAUCUCCUACAAAAACUCGGAGUUAAAAAGUACAUUAGGGGCGUGAAGCAUAUGUGCAUGAACAGCAUUAAGCAUUUCAUGUGGGAAGAGUUAGAACUUACGCCCUUCACACUAAGCCUCCCUAACGAUCUCGUGAGAAGCACAGAGAAGAACGUUUUUUUAAAGAGGCCGAAGCGACACCAUAAAGAGAAGGGAGCGUUCGGUGCUUACUUGGCUUACCUAGAUACACUAACGGAAAGGAAACACCAACUUAGCUUUCACAUUUUUUACGUCGGCAGAGUGGAUGUUGACUGGGGGAUCCUCCCCUCCAGCAGGGGCGGGGGACGAAGUGUCGAUGGAAGAAGUGGCGGUGUGCGCGAUGCAGGUUUGUACAGUGGCCUGACUGUACAGGUGGAAAACGUCUUCGUGAGUGUGAAGUUGGAGGAGGAGGGCGCCCAGGAGAGGGAGCCAGAGAAGGGGCAAGGGGUCAACAAGAUGUGCGACACGGUGGAGGGCAACAUCUGCAAAGUUAAAGGCGAUGGUGAAGGUAAAGGAAGUGAGGACGGGAGCGAAGUGGCGGAGAUCAGUAGGAGCUUCCCCGUCGUCGCUCUGCUCAUCGCCAUUGUUUACCUCAACGUGGUGACAACGAAGCUGUACACCCUGGCCUGCUCCCUCCUCAAGUACAUCGCGCAUAACAUUAUAAAACGGAGCUUCCUCCGCAUCUUCAAAGAAAUCGUGUCCAAGCUAGCCAUGCAAUACAUCCUCUGCCUUGACGUAAAAAACAUUAAUAUAAUUUUCGAGGAUACAUUAUCAAAUGGGAAAAAAAAAAUAUUCCUUUCUGUUCACAUGAAUGAAGUUCAUGCGGACAAUUGUAGCUUCAUCAGGAGCAGAGAGCGAGAAGAAAGACACAUGAUGGGUGUGCAAAUGAAUAGAAGCCUUAUCACAAAUGGAACGAAUAUUAUUUAUAGCGAUGGGGACACCCUGAACAGAAAUGAAUUAGAAGAUUUAUUCAAAGUUACUAUAGGACAACUCAGUGUAUACCAGGAUGGAAGGAGUCAACACAUUAGUAGGAGUGAUAUAAGUGAGGACAAAUUUAAGUACAAGUUUUUUUUCUUUUAUAAUGUGAAGGUAACACAUAAGAGGGAGUGCCUGUUGAAGGAGACCACCCUUCUCUGUGACGUGUUGAAGGAUAGGAGUAACCAGAGGUAUCUCCUCAGCGUCGCCACCCCGAGCAUUCACAUCUCCCUUUCAAAUGAUAGGCUGUACACCUUGUAUUUGUUUUUGUAUAAGUACGUUUGCAUUGCGAGGGGGGAUGGUGCUCAGAUGGAGGGGGGGCCAAAGCAGGGGAGGCGGCAACCUCACCGUGGACAACCCCACAGGAGGAACGUCACCUCGGUGCAGGACAGCUUGCAUCGAACAGGAAGAAUGUGCGACACCGGAGGAAUGAAACUGCUGCUCGAGCUCAACUUUCACAUGGAAGAAUUCAACGUGGAUUAUUGGUACGGCAGGGGGAAUGACUCCCUUUGCUGCUGCUGCAAAAAUGUUGACCUCUUUUUUGCCUUGAAGGGGGGGACUUGUGGUCCAGCGAAGUGUUCGCGCACAAGGCAGGACGGGUCGGUGAAAAAUCGCGCGCUGCACAAUUUUACCUUCUCGCUGGAUUCAUUUUCCAUCACAGAAUCCUACUCGAGUUUGUCCCUUAUCGUGAGUAAAGUCAAGGAGGAGCUGCUUCGCUUCAACACAAAAAAAAGUUAUGCGUUCAAAAAGGUCAUGUAUAACGACCUGCUAGACGCCACGUGUGCAGAGUACGCCAGUGUGACCUCCGCUCUCGCUGGCAGGUAUGGCUUUAGUGCGCCGUCUAAGGGGAAGAACAAACACUGCCUCAUCGCACAGGUGAAUAGGAAGUGCGAACGAGGGGGGAGUAGGUCAAGCGAGUACCUGAUAGGUCUCAACAUUGAGUGCGUUAGUCUGGUAAUCAGUCGUGUGGAUAGGUUCUGCGUGCUUGUGGGCGCGCUGCUGGAGCGGGACCUGUUCAUCUUGCAUCACCAUUUGGGUGUGACCAGUGGGACGAAGCGAGUUCAAGACAGCAGCAUUGGGGGGGAAACCCACCCAUCGCUGGUUCAAAUAAGCACGCAAAUUAAUCGAAUCAAAGUGGAACUAACGAAGCUGCGUGCCCCCACCAUGAUCCUUUGCCUAGACCACACCCUCCUACACUUCACAAAUAAAAACAUCACGCAUGUAAAGAAAAAGGCAGUGCGGAAGUUUCGAACAAGUCCCAAUUUUCUCCUAGCGAAAAAAUUAAAAAAAAAAGUGAAAGCGAUUAACAACCACGUCAACAUAAAUUACAAAAUAGCAAAUAUAUACACUUAUAUAAAGUACGAUAGAAGUACACAUGUGUUGGUUUUUCCAUUUGCUUUAUUCUUCACCCUGGACAGGACCACAAUGUACAGAGUACGCAUUUCCAUUAUUUCGUUAGUGGUGGAGCUAAACAGCAAGGUCCUGAAUUUGUUAAGAAAAUUAUUUUGUGGCAGCGAGGAAUGUUCUGAGGAGAGGGGGAGCCACAGUAGGACGAGCGGAUCAGGGUAUUUCACAUCGGAGGAGGUCCCAUGGGGGAAAGUCCAACUGAAGAAAACUCAGCUGUGUUACCCUGACGGAAGAAAAAAAAGGGAAGACAUACCAACCAUGGUGAUUAACCAUGUAAAGGAUAACGUGGUGUCGAUUGAAGAAGAGCUGAACUUUCUCUUCGGGGCUCUAGAAGUCUUUUACGAUAAUGACCAAGUGGCGCAUGAGAAGGAUGAGGAAGAUUAUUAUGUUAGCUCCUCCUUCAGCAUUACAUAUGUAUUAAGUUUUUUUAUUAACAUGCAGGUAAAAUUUUCCUGUCGUCAUGUAAACCUCUUUUUCUUCCUAUGCAAGGAAAAUACACCAAAUACAAAAAAGCUAAAGAAGAAAAAAAUAUCAAAUGUUAUAAUUUUUUUACAAUCGGAUCAAGUGAGGUCAAACCGAUGGGACAAGGCAAAAGGGACAGAGAGGUACAUGGAAGCAUUCCACUUUAAGUUCAUAUCGGAGAGGACCAUUUUUCAUUUUUUCGCCACGAAGAAAAAAAAUGCUUACCUCCUUAAGAACAAAUUAUACAUAUACGAUUUUGCUUCAUUUUGUGAUUUUAAUAUUCGUUCCGUUCCCCUACAUUUUGAGUCACUGAGGGGGGUGCGGGUGUAUUCUCUUGCUGACCUCGGGGGGGAAAGGAACAUUAUAAGGCUGAGGCCAUGUGAUGGGUGCAUCCCGGGUAACGUUAGAGAGAAGGUAGUAGGAAGGGGAGGAUGUUAUAGUAGAGGGGCUCACCCGAAUUGUCCCUCCUAUGCGCUCACCCUGAGACACCAAUUCCAGCUGACCAACUCGGGGGAGCUCAAAAGACAAGGCGUGAAGAACAAGCAUGUAAUUGCAUGCUACCUGGAGAGGCUGGACCUGUACGUACAUGACUUCUUCUUGAACAUGGCAUAUUACGCGUACUUGCAUUUGUGGCAAGUGCAAAGGGGGGAAGUGGAUCAUGCAGGAAGGACCAAUCAUUUUAUAAAAAGCCCGCUUAGAAAUGUCUUCCCGUCUGAAGCACACCUUUUGCAUCUGCGAAGGAACAACAACACGUUUUACACAUCUGUUAUGAAGAAAAUGUUAAGACUAGUCUUUUAUUUCAUUGCGAAGAGAAUUACCUGCUCGUUUCUUUUUAUGAACAAGGGGGACAUGGUCGGGGAGCAGCGACUCUCCUCCCUCGGUGCAGCGAGCAAGCAUUUUAAGGUCGAGACAAAUUGCCUUGUCGUGAAGAUGAGGAGUAACCUUGUGAGCGUCCAAGCGGUGAAGGAAGUGGCAGGAGUGGCCGAAGCAGCGGGCGCGGGGGAAGUACCCCACGUGGGCGCCUCCCCCAGAGGAAAGGCCCACCAACUGCCUCCCAUACAAAGAGACCGUGGAAAAAGGGCACAUGAAAGGAGAACACGAAGACUCCAACACAAAUGCGCCACGCGCAGUAGACGCCAUUUCUACGUGUGUAAAUUGGCCUUCCAUAUGUUUGUAAAGGAAACCUCUGUAAUGAGGUACAUCGUGGAGGGGCAGGGAGUGAAGAACAAGGGGAAGCCUCCUCUUUCCAGCGCAGUCCCCUCCAUUGGUCCAUACCACCACUCACCGCAACGCAGCCUACCUUCAAGAGAGGCAUCGACAGGGGUGGUGAACACCCAGCAGGAAUAUAGCGAACACUGGCAGAACGUUACCCAGGCAAGAACGAAGACACGAAAGAGAAGGAACGUGUUUAUAAAAAUGGAGAGAAUAAAUUUGAUCCUCUCGGACCUACUCAACAUGGUCAUUCAUUUGAACAGCCACAGGGUGCGAAUAUCUUCAGAUGUGAGUGUGUUGGAUUCAUUAAAAUGGUACAUGGAAGCAAUUAAGGACAGUUUCCAGAACCCAUUUUUUAGAACCCAUUUUCCGCUUAAUAGAUGCACGAGUGAUAGAAGUGCAUCUGAAGAGGUGAGAGAUUUUAUAAAAAGAAGGAACAAGUAUGCACAUGGAGGGAUGAUAGCCAUGGGUGGACUCAAUGCAGGAGAGGUCUACCCGAUGGAUCAUAAUGGAAAAAAGAACAUAACCGUGUGCUACAAACACAUUGGGACACUGCUUCAAGUGAGAAAGGUACACAUUUGUGUAAAUAGGGUCACCUGGAGCUGCACCUAUUUUGUAUGUCCACUUGCGGAGGAAGGGAAGACCAAAGGUACAGGUGCUGACUGUUCAGGGGAAGUCACCAACAAAGCGAAAAACAAGAAGAUGAGGGGGAAGAAGAAGGAAAAACUGUUAUUGAAAAUAAAAAAGGGAACAUUUGUUUUUUCUCGUACUUGUAAAGGAACGACUUACAGCAGACAGGUUGUACAACUGUGUUGUCUCGUGAAAAGUACACUUUGUGACGUCCAUUUGUUUGUGAAAGGGUUGGAGGAUGGGAAGAGGUUUCUCAUUCUUCAGUCCAAUUAUCUUCAUCUGGGCAAUCAACUGCGGUUUCAGCUCCCCGCCACGAAGGUCCUUAGGAGAAGUGUACAUAUGGUUAAGCGGAUUAGAAGCAGGGUGGGUAGAAGUAAAUGGAACAGAACCUAUGAACCACUCAACUGUGCUCAGCGAACGCGUCACCCAUUUCUACCUUUGCUCUAUCCUUCCAUAACGUGUGCGAUGCGCAGAAGGAAAGUUCGUCUCCUCUUUAAGAUGUUGAGAUGCUUGAAGAGGAAAAUAAAAACCCGCAAGGGGGGUGAUGCGUCCUGGUCUUUGCAAAUGCAGGGGGGACGCGAACCGCACCUAGUGAAUGUCAAAACGGUACUAAAAUCGUACAGCAGUAGGGGAGAAAAGGGUGGCGAUGGACGAGUCGGAUGUAACUGCUCCUUCAAUGUCCUCCUGAACGAGCGAUAUGUUGUCUCGUUAGUUAAUUUGUACGCGUGCGUAGUGGAGAUGGGCGCCAAGGCGCAGCGCCUCCUGCGCAGGUACGGCUUGGGUGGAAGUGGGGCUGGAAGUGGCGACGGGACUGCCUUCCCACACGACAGCCGUGGUGAAAGUCGACGUGAUGAACGAACGUGGUCCAAGGUGCAAGGAAAGCAACUCGCGCCAAUCAUCCGCAGAGUACAUGCCAAACACAGGGUGAAGAAGAUGCGCUCCGCAGGACGGGCGGCUGGAGUCCGCUUGCAUAGCAGAGUAGGGAUGAACCCACGAAAUAGCCCCUUUGUGGGGGCGAAGAAGGCAACGCAGAACAGGGGAAUCCGCUUGGCUGGCACAGGAGUGAGCAAAUGGGUCAAUCAUAGGAGCGUUCACCUGUCGCAGCAGCGGAAUGGCUACUCCCCCCAACUUACCCUUAUGGAUGCGCUGCUCAAAUGCGUGAGUUUUAAACUAAAGAAUGUUUUCUUCCUUUUCCACACGGACAGAGAGAACGCCUUCCUGGGGACGUAUGUAGGUGUCCUCAAGGGGGAGCUCACAAGUAAGGGGAGCAGAACAAACAAACAAAAGACGAUGCAAAAUUUUAGGUACCUACACGAGUUGAAAGAACUGCUCCUAUUCAGCAGCAACGACUAUUUUGAUGCGAAGGGGAAGGUGUACCUAUUUGAAAUGUUUAACACUUUAUCGAGGCGAAAUUACCAAAAUUGUAUGAACAUGUUCAUAUUUUUUUUAAAAAAAAUAAAAAUAAAUUUUCAAGUGCGUAAUUUGAACAGGAAGAGGAGAAAGUACAUUGAGGGGGUGGGUGCGAUUGGGCAGAAAUGCAACAAGGGGGUGUUUCUCAUCAGGAGAAAGCUUCCAACUAAAGAGAGAAACGUUGUGGACCAGGUAAAGGAAACACAAACCUUGUUAAGCAAACGGGAAGGUAGCGUUCUUAUGAGGAAUGAUGAGAUGGACAUUAAAGUGUUAGAACAAAGACAGGAGAGAAAGGAGGAAGAAGCAAGUGUGCCACGUCGAAUGGGAAGGAAAGGAGUACAUAGAGGGAGAACGAAACGAUGUACUCCUCCCCCAACUGAAGUGGCCACCGUUUUGAAGAGAGCAGUUUCAAACAGGAAGCAGCUACUUAAGGAGUACAUCACGAAUAUUACUCAUUAUGAAACGAAGUAUACACAAGUGGAGAGGAAGAAUACGGUCCUAUUUUUGAAUAGACGUGCAGAUGUAGGUGUUGAAAGCACAGUUGGUUGUAUGUGGCGUGCAUUGGAGGUGAUAGAAGGGAGAGCCAAGAUGAUCGCCAGGAGGAAAGAGAUUAACCAAAGUGAAAAAAUGAGUGUGCAUGUGAAAUGCGCUGUGAAAGGAAACCCUGCACUUAACCUAACAAUAAAACACACGUACAAAGAUGUUUGUUUCUUCCUCCCUAUGAACAGCCUUGUCCAGUGGCACAAAAUUGUGAGCACUUCUAAAAUGUGGAGAGCAUUUCAGUUUUUAUCACUUGCAAGAUCCACACAAACGAAACAACAUGUUGAAGGAACAGAGGGAAGGAAAAAAAAAAAAAAAAAUUUUUUUCUUUCAUAUCACUUUAAAAUAUUUUUUGCAAAUUUGAAUGUUCAUUUGUUGUCUACGUGUACCUACCUCAUGGAUGAUGUUAAAGAGAGUGGAGAGGACAUCCUAUACGAUAUGAGUCUCGUGAAGGAAAAACAAAAGAAAACGAGACGUGCUUACACCAGUGGACGCACCGACAGUGGUGAUAAAAGAAAAGCAAGCAGAACUAAGCAUGAGAGGGAAGGCAAUCACAAAGUGUUUGGUCAGGAAAGGACAAAGGAGUUGCAUAGACGCAAGAGGGGAGAAGACUUUUUCACUGUGACACAGAAACGAAAUAAAGGGAAGGAAGAGUAUGUGUAUGUGAACACCCCCGAGGUGAAGAACCAUCCAUCCUAUGUAGGCCAUGAACGAGAAGUAGAACGGAAAAAUAUUUACUUGGCGCUGCCAGGGAGGGGAAUGCAGCCAUGGAAGGGAAUGAAGAGCACGAAGGGAAUGAAGGGCACGAAGAGAACGAAGGAAACGAGGGAAACAACAAACAAAGGAACCCUCGUGGACGUAAACAAAACGCACUUUAACAUAAUUAUGCAGCACCUCAGAGUUAAGUGCGGCCUCCUGCACGCCCCCCUAACAACUCAUACCGCGAUAAAUAUAAUGCGGGUGGAACAGGUAGGCGUCUCAUCGAACCAGGCAAAGCACCACAAGGUGUACUUGAGCUUGCUGGGCGUCCGGAAAUUUUAUUUGCGGCGUUGUAGGGGAAUGUCAACCGAGUAUAUGCAGAGGCCGGUAAACGGGGGGGGUACAAAUGCGAAGCAGCACGGCGCUCAUGUUGCUAACGAUGAUGAACAGAGAAGAGGCAGCACUUCGCUGCAGGACGAGGAUGAACCGCACAUUAGUGUGAUCCCCCUACGAGAGUUCUGCUUGUACAACCUCGUGGAGUUCAUCAACAUCCUGUGCUUCUACACGAGAGUCAACUACGUGCUUAAUCGAGGAGAGUCCUUACGCAUGAAGUCCGGGCACAAGGGCAGCAAGAAAUUCCCCCCAAUUUUUUUCACACCCAGUUUUGGAGCCCUGAAUGAGAAUCACUUAUCACAAGAGGGAAGAACAACAGAGGAAGAGAGAAGCAGAACGUUCAGGCAAAAUGGUUACUUUUCCUUCCCCUCAAAGAGGAACAGUACCGAGCGGGGCAUGACUACCCCCCCCCUCAGUAGUAACUCCUUUUCUAAUUACGCGCUAUUAUCAAGCAAGGGCAACGGGUAUGGGGACAGGGGGAGGAGGAAUGCCUUAUUGUGGGUAGGAAGCGGCGUGAGACACGCGCCUGGCCGCGCGAACGAAGCGAUGAACACUGGUCGCGUGCACGAAGCGAUUAACACUAGGCGCAACAAUGGCCAGAACAAGAUGACCAGCGGAGGGAUCACCCCUCAGGUUGGGGAUACCCACUUAAAGAAUUCCAAAAGUGAUUCGAACGAGAGGAAAAUUGCUACCCACACAAAAGUGCUGGUGACGAAAAAUUGUGCAAGCAUCAUUGUGAGCAGAAUGUCUGUGGGCCUGAACAACAACGACUUGCUGAUAUUGAAAUUUCUUUUGGAGGAUGUGGAGUAUUUGGGGAGGCAGAGGCGAGAGGGGAAGGUGUACACGUGCAGGUACAGCUACCGGGGGGUGGUCAUCUCUUCCAAGUUCCGCAAGGGAAGGUGUAGCAGAAGGGGGGCCACCACGGAUGGUACGAAGCGUGGUAGCAAGAGCGGCGUGAAGGCGCUGAACAAGCCCCUGAGCAAGCCCAUCACACGAACCACAAACAAGGUCCACAUCAACGUGGACAUGAUGAAGGUGUCGUUCCUAACGCUGGGGUACCUGCACGAAUUAUUCUCCAUAAACAGUAUGAACAACCAACUGACCCUGACAAGCACAUGGCGAAAAAGGAAACUCAAAAAAACACAAGUGGCUCUAAACAUGAAGCAAAUGAAUGCACUCUGCCUAGACAUAAUUCAUUUAAAAAAUUUCCUUUUUAAAAAUUCGAGGAAAAUUCCUUUUGUACAUUCAUUCGAUCUUGCAGUACAUUACAAUAUGGAUGAGAGAAAAAAAAAAAAACUUUGGAUCUACAUAAAAAACGACGUACACAUUUAUAUGGGGAGAGGAAUAGUAAAUUUCCUUUUCUUGUUCAAACAACAUUUUAUUCAUUCUCACUUGUCUUACCAUGAGUGUGUACUAUGCAGUCAGGUGAGUAAUGAAAAGAUCAGGACCAUCAGAGAUGUGCGCAAUUUCGUUUCCUUCCAGAAUAAAUUUCACAAGGAGUUCAUAAUUAUAAAAAAUUACACGCCUUACGAUUUGCUCUACCAAUAUGAAGACAACGUGGGGUUGGUGAAAAGGAAUGAAGACAGCGUCAUUGUUUGUGCGAAUUUAUUUUUCCUCCUCAUUUAUAGUGUUGAGGAUACUAGCCUGAGAAAAAAAAUUUUUCUUAAGGGAAGAAAUUACCUUUCAGGAGGGAGUCCCCAUAAUGCUAAUCAGUAUGGACCCCACUUUGGAAAAGCCUACAGACACCCAAACGACGCACAGCAGGACCCACACCAUAAGAAAACACUUAGUGCAAAAAACUACCUGCACAUAGAUGUGGGUAUACAUGAUAAUAAAAAGUGCAUAUACAUUUAUCCUUAUUUUUUUGUGAACAUUUUGUUCGAUGAGUACCUCAAGCGAGACACCACCACGAGGAUGAUUGUUGGUGAAUCCACUGUGGCCAAGAACGACCCCUCAAGUUUAAAGUUUAUUAAGGCUAACACCAUUAAUACGUGUGUGGUGAAGGACAACCAGACUGCCUUUAGUGUUCCCUUUCAUUUUAUGAAGCAGUGUGAAUUCAUGCAGCUCGUUGUGAAGAUGCACAAUGAUAAGCUUUAUGUGAGUAACAAAAUGAAGUAUUCUCAGUUUUUAAAACUCAGGAGGUAUGUCUUUAGGGAUAUUCACGACAGCGUCCACGUGCUCUACUGCAGCUUUUUCUUUUUGGUGAAGAAGCGCGCGCGCGUCGAGAACUCACGCAUGGACACGGCACACGUCGACAACUCACGCAUGGACACGGCACACGUCGACAAGGCACACGUCGACAACUCACGCAUGGACACGGCACACGCCGAUAAGGCGCGCGUGCGGGGGGGUGGCCCAGGGCAGCCCGGCAGUCGAACCGACGCAGAAGACGCCAAGUACUCCAAAAUAUUCAGCGUCGUGAGGAUGGUAAAAAAAAACGUACAUGUAUUUUCAAUUCAAAACUGCAUGAAGAUAAUUAACCUCACUCCAUUCAACAUCAACGUGCUGUUAAAGAGAGAAAAGGGGAGCAUCAAAACGUAUAGCUUACGUAGUUUCGACUAUGUAAAUGUGUAUCACUUUUGUUUUUUGAACAAUCUGAUACUGAACUUCAGUCUGUCCUUCUACCGCCAGUGGAUAAAAUUUUUGAAGGUAAACAAUGAAGCAUAUUUUGCACGUGCCGAAGUGAAACAGGAUUUGUUCGUGGCUACUAACAGAGGAGAGGUCGUAGUACAAACGAGAACAGCUACCCCAAGUAACGACAGCGAAACAGAAGAACAUGAAAAUGUAAAAGGUCUCCCUCAAAUUGUUUUUUUUGAUUUAGUAAAAUUUCACAACCUCUACUUCGUUGUCUACAUAUACAUGUACGAGCAGGUUUAUAAUAUAACCAUCGUGAGCAAACACAACGUUAUGAAUUACACGAGAAAUGUGUUGCAGUACUACGUGUUGAAUGAUGAGGAGAAUUGCUUGGACGAUCUCAAGUUUCAAUGUGAAGUUAAAAAAUAUAAUGUAAAACAAACGUAUACUGCACUUAAGGAAGAUUUGCUUCUUCUUUCCCCCGUUAUGGGCAGGAGAGUUUUUGCGCUAGAGCAGGAUAUUUUAAAAAUUGAAGAAGAAGAAGAAGAAGAAAAAAAAAAAAAAUAUGAACAGGAAAACAAAAAUGAAAAUAAUAAACACUGUAUUAAAAAUUACUGCUUCAACCAUCGCUUUUCUCUGAACAGUUAUAACAAAACGAUGAGCAACGACUCUGUAUCGUACGAAAUAAAUAAGUCCUACACUAAGGUCAUACAGCUAAACGAGGAAUAUGUAACUGUGCGUGUCCACCAUUUGCACUUUCACUCCUUUGGCAUUUCUUUUAUUCAAUUUUUUCCCUACCUCGUUUUGGUGAACCUCACAAAGUACACCUUCGAGGUCAAGUCCAAGCCGCACGAUGUGCUGGAGAAGGAGCAGCAUGAGCAGCAGCGGCAUCGCGAAGCGCGACACGGGGAGCAGCUCGUCGACUCAAACGAAAGCGACGACCUCAAUUUCAGCGAGCACUCAUGCUUCUCCCCUACCAGCGAAGACGACUCGGAGUUCGACGUCGCAGGAGAAGAAAACAGACCACGUGGGGGAAGCGGACCAGGUGAACAUUACGAACGAAGCAGCUACCUCGGGAAAAUCGCUGCCCUAUUUGAUGAAGAAAAGGUGGACAGUAGACGCCCUGACCGCACCAACCUACUCCACAGCAUGAGCGUGCAGGAGCUAAACAUAAAAAAUAAAAGUGCGUGGGAUUUUAUUAGUCUCAAAAUAAGGCAGCCACAGGAGGAGGGGGGCGGACACCAAGUCACCCUCGACAAGGUUACUCACAACGGGGAGGCACCGGUGGAAGAAACGGAGAAAAAAAUGGAACAGAAGGCGCUGAUCAAAUCCCCAAUGAACCGGCCAGAAGGCGCCAAAAUUAUUAACUACGCACAGGCGCUGAAAGUGUUGACCCGGAAGACGCACGAAAAGAGGGGGAGCCCCCGAGUGGUGAAGACAAAACAUAUAAGGGGCAAGUACAUAAGGAUUCACAAAAAUUGCGCCACCUACUUUUACACGUACAAGUAUGCACAGAUUUACACGAAGAACAGCAACAAACACCUGACGGUGGUAAAGGAGAAGCUGUUUCACAUUUUCACCGUAGAGAAGGACAAAACGUAUUACAUUUUCAUUAAGAGAAUUCCACUCUUGUCGGGGGAGGUAGAUGGGGGGAGCAGUAGACCCAUUGGUGGAAGCCACCCGAGUGAGCAACCAUCAAGGAGAAAAAAAAACAGAUGUGAUAAUAACGAUGGUGGCACAGAUGAAAUGGGGUUCACUUGUGAAGAAGCGGAGGAAGGGGAGGAAGACGGGGAAGAGGACAAAGCAGAGACAAUCAUGAAGGAUGCACCCCAUGUAGAGGAGGAAGCCCCGCUGGGAACACUCCGUUCAGCAGAGUAUGAGCGCUCUCUGCACGAAUACAGCCGCUUAAAAAAAAUGAACAUUGACCUAGUUAUCUUCACGAAGAAAAACACCAUGCAACAAAUUUUUAAAAAAUACAAAGAGCAAAUAAACGAACAGGUGAAUAAAAAAGGCAGAAUACACAUUUAUAACAACUUAGAUGUUCCCUUAUUGAUGAACCCAGCACAAAGUACACACCUCAUUUUUAUACAGAAAAGGUAUGUACACUUCAAGGAUGAAAAAUGUAUUUUUUUUUUCUUCCCUAAAUUUAUUUUAAUGAACAACAAGACGUUACAAUUGUUACUGAAGCUUGGUGAUGAAACUCCACUCACAAAAUAUGAGUCCGUGAGGAACUACUUACACUUGGUGAAGAUACCAGACAUGCAUAAGAAUUUUCAUGUGAUGAAAUUUGCCUUGGUUUGCAACCUCAUUUCGUCUUUUUCCUUUUCCUUUUUCCUGUUCAAGAGGAAGAAGGUUAAGGGUGUUGUUAGUCCCUCCAUUGGAGGAGAAACACAAUUCGUGUACUACGAACUGUACCUUGUGAAAUACCACUGCGAUAUCGUGCUGAAUAAAAAUAACGACGUUAACAUCAUUUUGAAUGGAUCAAGAGAGAGUCAGUUUGUGAAGAACGUUUUCUCCCUUUACUACUGCUUCCAUUUCCUCAAAGGGGAAAAUAAUAUAAUAGGGGGACCACCACCACCAUGUGAAAGAGUGGUGGCGUCAUCUAAGCGAAAUGAUAUGAAUCGUCGCACCGUCCCUGUGAUGGAAAACACAAAAGGGAUUAUCUACAUAAACAACCUAUACGGACUGAGCGAGAAUGAUCUGAUCAAUGUUAAAAUAUUUAUUAAAAGUGUUGAGCUGAUGUUAACCUUUGAGGACGUAUCAUCUAGGGAAGCCAUGACCCUUGUGCACAUGGAUCAGAGAAUUCACUUUAGUAAAAUUUUUUUCAACUUUUACACCUUCCAUUGUCUGAAUAGAAAAGCUCUGACCAGGAGGAAGAGAUGCAUAGGGUUCUGCGACGUGCGCAAGCCCGGGAAGGAGAAGCAGCCGAAGGAACGCCAUCGAUGGGGGGUGCGGCCUCCCCGCCGCAGCGAGUUGAUGGAUGAGAGGCCUUGCCCAAGUCGGGCUAUCGGUGGGGGUAGCGGUGAGGGUGGCGGUAAUGGCGGCGGCGUGGUAGCGUUGACCAACUGGAGUGCUAAUCUGACGAAGGAGGGACCAAACAGGGAAUGCACAAAUAUAGUCGCUGUGGACGAAUCAUCCUCUUCUCCUUCGUCUGAUCAGUCUGCUGAAUGGGGAGAGAAGAGCUCACGAAUGAGGAGCAGCAGGAUUCUCAGGAGGCUACUGAGAAGAGGCAGGCCAGAAUAUGUAACCACGCUGAGCAGAACAGAUAAUAUGGCCAGCAGGAGAGAAGGAAAAAGAAAUUUUUUAACAAGAAAAAAUAACAUUAUAAAAAUUUACAAUGUGUAUAGACUAUUCAAGAGUAAGUUGUAUUGCCAGUACUCCUCUCAUUUGUUCUGCAGCUACGUGAAGAACGUGCAUUUAUACAAGCAGCUGUUCGGGUUGUUAAAAAGUAACGUCCAUGUGGUGAGUAUGAGCUACUCUGAUUUUUACGAAAGAGUGCUGGUCCUAAUCGAUAAUAUACGUGUGAGUAAAGAAGACGAGGGGGUUGAAAAGAAAACCUUCGAACGAAACAGCCAUACCAUUCUUACCAAGUACAAUGAUGAAGAAACAUUUAUUAGUGUUAAUGUGGACCUGCUAAAGCAGAGGGUUAUGAAAUACAAACAUAUAUAUAACAGCCUGAAUAUUGUACAUGCGUGUUGCCACUUAGAGAGAGAACGGAGGCAGAGGACGAGACGCAGGCAGAGGAAGAGGCGAAGACAAAGGCAGACCAUGGUCCAGUGGGUCGUACCCUCAAAUGGGGACUCGACUAACACGGCAAGGAGGAGAAAGGUGACACAGUUGGCGGAACGGAUGAACAAAAGAAGAGUCACCUCACCUGAAAGGAACGCUGCACGUAUUGCCAAAUCGAAAAGUUUUGCCACCAAUAGGGCCCGCGCAUUGCUGUGUAGUGCCUACUACUUUUAUAAGAGGGGGAAGGACUCUCGGCGGGGCUCCUUAGACGCCACCAACUGCGGUGAUGCCACCAACUGCGACGACGAAGCUAACGCGGGUUAUGCCGCUAAUUGUGGUGACGACGCUAACCGCGACGACGCUGAGCUUGGCGCGCCGAGCCACCAAAUACACAACCUGGUGCAGUUCAUCGAGCAGAUAAAGAAGCAGAAGCUGCGCAAGAGGAGAGGGGACAUCAUAAGAAACCUGUCCAUUGAAAUCGCAAGUCUGAGUCUGACCCUGGACUACAAUUACUUCGUGAACGUCUUGCCUCUGUGCUACGAGUACGUGUGCAGGGAGUGGCGGCACUACAGUGUUAGCGGCUCUGAGGAGGGCUCGUCCGCAGGCGGGAGGGGCAAUCACAGCACCCGUGUCAGUUGUGCAGACGGCGUGGUGCAGGCGCUGCUGCGUGAAGCGGACAGCCUCCACAAAUUCGAACCCUUCGCCUACUCGCGCAGUCUGUACAUACCCACCAGCGAAAGAAAAAAAAACUUCCUCCUGUACAUAUAUAACCUGGACAUAAAAAAAACGAAGAUCUACAUUAACGUAAAUUAUUUGCUCAAGUUAUUGUUGACACAAAAUUUCCUUAUGAACAUAUCAGCCAUAAAAAUAAAAAAUAAAAAAAAAAAAAAAAUACAAUAUAUUUUUAAAAAAAUAAAAAAAAUAUAUUUUUACAAUUAUAUUAGCAUUUUUUUUUAUCUUCUUAAAAAUAUAAAUAUAUCAGAACAUUCAUCUUCCACGACGUUAAAUCUUUUGUCCUUUUUCGAAAGUUUUUUGAAGAACAACUUGCAGCUACUGAGUCCGUUGAAUAACUUGUAUAGCAUUGUCGUUACGUUGAAACACAAGUGUGAGCACCAGCUGGAGCAUAGCAGUAAAGCAGGCACGAGCAUUAACGGGGAUACAAAUUAUUCAUUAAAUAAACACAUUAAUCCUUUUUUCAAUUUCGAAGCGAAUCGGGGUCUUUUAAUUUCAUCAACACAUUAUGAAUAUUAUUCGCAACAGAGAGAAAACAGGACCAGUACUUAUUUGAAAAAUUUCUUCUCCUUUAGCCACCCAAGCUUCUUGUGGAAAAAUGUUUUUACAAGUCCCUUGUCGAAGGAGCACCAGCAGCGUAGCGGCACUGCCGUGCGCAGGACAAUCCUGGACAUGCUCAGCCAAGGAGUCCCCUUAGGAGUUGAUGGCCUCCUACAACGUCCUACUGAAUCAGCAAGUAGGGACAUCGCCCUGAAAAGUAAAUCGCACACCGCUGAAGGGGACGACAAACAGGUACGUGCACUUCAUCGGGUCCGCCGUGUCCCACGAGGAACCCUCCAAAGGGAGGCGGAACCAAGACACACGCAAGAGGAAACUAACAGGCCGAAGCAUAAAAAGAAGAAACUGAAAAGGAAAAAGAAAAGAGAGGUCCAAAAUAUAACCCACAUAUCGUUUACACACAACCUAAAUAUAAGGAAGUGA
Plasmodium fragile is the source of this 15789-nucleotide messenger RNA. RefSeq lists its product as uncharacterized. Lineage: Eukaryota; Apicomplexa; Aconoidasida; Haemosporida; Plasmodiidae. The transcript is spliced from 3 exons. The record is from RefSeq and is a predicted model, not a curated record. The coding region runs from base 1 to 15789 and encodes 5262 amino acids.